AUGGCGCAGUCGGCGAGCUUCGCCGGCCGGUCGGCGAGCUCGCCCUCUCCCAGGGUCAUCGUCGGAAGGGACUUCAGGACCUUCUUCUUCAGGCCCUUGUUGGCGGCCUCCGGAACCGCCGGCUCCGGCGACCGGCCGCCGCAAAUGCGGCGGAUCCAGGUGCAGCGGGAGACGAUGACGAGGCCGAGGACGCAGAUGAGGGCGCAGAGGAAGGCCGCAAGGAUCACCACGAAGUCGGAGUUGAGGGUCUCCACGGCGGCCGGCGCCUUCUUCAACCCAGGCGGCGGCGGUGCGGCCGUCGGCGAAGGCGAGGCUACGCCGGCCAGGUGGCGCGAACGGGCAGUCAUGUGUGAAGUGAGAGAAAAAAUGAAAAUGUGGUCAAAGAGCUUUGAGGAAGGGAAGUUGAGUAAGGUUAGGAAUGGGAAUGACAUUUUGUGUUUGGAUAGUCUUUUAAGCAGUGUGAGAGGAGAGAGAAAAAUGGGAGAGAAUAUUUAUUUUAGUUUUGUUCAACUAACAUUUGAAAAGUCGCUGACUGCGAAUACGAUGAUGUGGGGGUUGGCUUUGCCUAUAUUGGCUGGCAGGUGUUCAGAUACGGGAUUUUGUGCUGCACUUCGGAGAUACUCCAUACCAUUUAUCUUCUUAAAAGUGGGUAGUGGAAUGUUUGGUGUAGAAUUCAUCAAGAUGUAUAGCUUUUGGGGUUUUUUCCCGAGUCUCCUAGACCAGUUUCCCAUAGUCAUUACUCGAAACUAA
Molecule: messenger RNA, 750 nt
Organism: Striga asiatica
Lineage: Eukaryota; Viridiplantae; Streptophyta; Magnoliopsida; Lamiales; Orobanchaceae
Source: the annotation of a GenBank genome assembly